AUGGAAGAGGCACGAUCGUGGAAAGCGAUUUCCGCCUCGAAGUUGUACCGAUUUCUCAUCGGCCCCGAGAAGAAAGAAUUCAACAUCCAUGCGGCCAUCAUCACCCAAAUGUAUCCCGUGCUAGCGGUGUUUGUCAACGGCACCGAGUUCAAAGAGGGGCACGAGGACCAGGCGGAGCUCGAAGAUGUCGACGAGGAGACUUCACUUUCUUCCCAGGAAUCGGCAAGCGACGAGGACUUCGACGGCAGCUCCAAGGACUCUGGCGGCGGCUCCGAGUUACAAACGAACAACAAACGCAAGAAAACGUCACAACAAUCCAUCCACCAUAGAGAUAAAGGGAGGAGCAAGUCAGCAAGAACGCCUAGUUACUGGAAAAUAUUUGAUGCCGUCGUCGAGAGCUUCCGCCCACCUUCUUAUACAGAAGCGCCGAACAUGGUUCCUGCUGUGUUGACACCCGAAUUUUCGAAGAUCCUACUGGAUCAUGCUCGUCUCCUUGUUUUCGCCGACUGUUACCAGAUUGCGAUUCUCGCGAAGAUGGCAUUAUUUCAUCUAGGCCGAGAGCUCCAAAACACUAAGGAUCAACCCGCCGACGAAGUGAGCGUGGAGGCCAUCGUUGGGCUGCUGGAAUUUUGCUACGCCGAACCCCGGCCGGGAGAGCUGAGGUCGCUAGUUGCAACGAUCCUGUUGUAUUUUAGCUUUUCUUUAUUUUCGCGCACUCCUUUUUAA
Dichotomopilus funicola is the source of this 726-nucleotide messenger RNA. RefSeq lists its product as uncharacterized. The coding region runs from base 1 to 726 and encodes 241 amino acids. NCBI's taxonomy places the organism in Eukaryota, Fungi, Ascomycota, Sordariomycetes, Sordariales, Chaetomiaceae. The transcript has 4 exons. The record is from RefSeq and is a predicted model, not a curated record.